Messenger RNA from Gadus morhua (Atlantic cod), 5734 nucleotides. RefSeq lists its product as uncharacterized. The record is from RefSeq and is a predicted model, not a curated record. Bases 127 to 5349 code for a protein of 1740 amino acids. Gene Ontology annotation, molecular function: protein binding. Gene Ontology annotation, biological process: cell-cell adhesion. NCBI's taxonomy places the organism in Eukaryota, Metazoa, Chordata, Actinopteri, Gadiformes, Gadidae. The transcript has 21 exons.
UGGGGGUGGAUGUGGAUGGGGGCGGAGGUGGUGAGCGAUGGAGCAAAGCGCAAAGUAAGUCACCCAGCGGAGCGCAAAGCAAAUUGGACAUGCUGCCAAUCAUAUGAGAUCUGACAAGAGACGGAGAUGGCACAGCCAGACCAACCCACGCUCACACUGGUCACGUUGUUCUGCAUGUUCUACGUGAGUCGGGGCUGGAGCCCAGCGGUCCAUGGACGGGAGGGGGGGGUAGUGGAGCUUGACUGCAGCCUGCCGUCUGGCCCCAGCAGCCCCGGGUCAGCCUCCCCCCGGAUGGUGGAGUGGGUCCGGCGGGGGUACGACACCCCUGUUCUGAUGAGCUUUGGAGCGCACGCCUCUCGCGUGCACCCCGAGUAUGAAGGGCGAGUGAGCUUGGUCCGCAGCACCUCCCUGAGGGUGGCGCGGCUGAUGGUGGAGGACGAGGGGGCGUACGAGUGUCAACUCUUCCUCCUGGACCACGUCACCAACGUGUCCCGCAGCGGCAACUGGACGCAGCUCUCUGUCACCGCUCCACCCACUUUUACCACGACCCCGCCCUCUGUUGUGGAGGCUCUGGCCGGCAACCGGCUGUCCCUGUCGUGCGUUGCCAAGGGCAACCCUGUCCCGUCCAUCACCUGGCUGAAGGAUGGGGCGGGGCUCCGGGACCAGGCCGUGGAGAUCCAGGGGGGGACUCUGAUCCUGAGGGCCGUGACCCCGGAGCUCAGGGGCCAAUAUGGCUGCCGCGCCUCCAACCCCGACGGAAACAUCACCCAUGUGACCACACUACAGGUCAAAGGUCCCCCGGUGAUCGUCAUCCCACCCAGGAGCGCCUCCCUCAACAUGUCCCAGAACGCAGAUCUUACAUGCAAGGCUAUCGCUGACCCCCCCAACAUGACCUACGUGUGGAGGAAAGGGCAGGAAAACGUCCAUCAUAUAGAGUCUCUUAAAUCCCGUGUGAAGAUUAUGGUGGAUGGAUCUCUGCACAUCUCCACACUCACCCCAGAGGAUUCUGGGAAGUACACCUGUAUGCCCACCAAUGGCCUGCUAGCCCCGCCCACCGCAUCAGCUGACCUCACAGUGAUGCAUCCGGCCCAGGCCCUGCCGAUGCCCAGGGAGACCUACCUGCCCACCGGGAUGAGAGGUCUGAUCACAUGUCCCUUCUUAGCCAAUCCCCCGCUGCUCCACGUGGACUGGACCAAAGACGGAGCUCCCCUGGACGUCACCCUGUACCCAGGGUGGACCAUGACCUCUGAGGGGUCGUUGUCCAUGGCGACCGUCAACGAGGACUCUGCGGGCGUGUACAGGUGCACGCCCGCCAACAGCUACGGGUCCAUGGGCCCCUCUGGGGCCACACGCGUCCUCCUGCAGGGCCCCCCUUCGUUCCGCUCACCCCCCCAGCAGCAGUACCAGCAGGAGAUGGGCAGAGCUCUGCUCAUCCCCUGCCAGGGAGAGGGAGGUCCGGACACCAGGGUUACCUGGAGGAAGGUGAUUGAGGGCCCCGUGGCCCCCAGCUCCCAGGUGACCGGUAACGGCUCCCUGCUGCUGCAGCCCCUCACCAAGGGCCACCAAGGGGCCUGGGAGUGCAGCGUGUCCAACCGGGUGGCGUCCGUCUCCGCCUCCACCCUGGUGCUGGUGCUGGGAACCACGCCCCACGCUGCCACCUCUCUGUCUGUGGCCCCGGGGCCCCGGGUCGCUGACGUCUCCUGGGAGCCAGGCUACGACGGAGGAUCAGCACAGAUCUACUCAGUGUGGUUCAAGCAGGUCUCCCCUCUCAACGGCAGCCCCCGGCGGGACAACCUCAGCUCCGAGGAGCAGGGGACGAAGCGGCAGCACCAGGGUUGGUUCAACGUGUCGGUCCCCCCCGCCUCGGGGGCCCGCCACCAGGUGACCGGGCUGGCCCCCGCCACCCACUACCAGUUCAGCGUGCUGGCCCAGAACGCCGCCGGGGCCGGGCCCUUCAGCGAGCUGGUCACCGUGCGCACCCUGGAUGCUCCGAUUCCAAGAAGGGCCACUUUGAGUCCCCCGGGGGCCCUGUCCGUCAACCGCACCUCCACGGGGGUCAUCCUGCAUUGGGCCCCGCCCCCAAGCAACCGUCCACCAAUCACAGCCCUGGUUCUGCAGUCUCGAGGCGCAAACGGCGAAUGGCUGACCCUGGAUCGGGACAUCAACGCCGCCGCCAUCGAGUUCGCCGUCCCCGGCCUGCGAAAGGACAGUGUGUACGAGCUGCGGCUGCUGUCUCGGCGCGGGGAGGUGCUGAGUGAGCCCAGUCCAUCCGUCAACGUCUCCACCCUGGGCCUGGGGAGGGCCGCGGCGCCGUCCCAGCUCUCCGAGCUCGUCCCCCAGCCCUUGCUGGCCGGCGUCCUGGGCGGCGUGCUGUUCAUGGCGCUGGUCCUCUUCCUGCUGCUGGCCGCCACCUGCUUCGUCGCCCGACGGAGGGAUAGGCGGCGGCGGAAGCAGCAGAACAAAGACGAUCUCGUGCGCUCCAUCUAUAAACCCUCCUCCAUGCGGACGGCAGGCGGCGGCAGUCCAGACAGUGUGCUGAAGAAAAGCCUCCUCCACGCGCAUAAUCUCUACCCCGCCACCUCCUCCUCCACCUCCUCUUCCUCUUCGUCCUCCUCGUCCUCCUCUCAGUCCCACAGCGGUAACUUCAGCAAAGGCAGCCCGCCCCAUAGUGAGGGGCAGCACAUGGAGCUGCUGCUGCCUGGCUCCCUCCACCCCCACCCCCACCACCUCCAACCCCAGCACCACCAGCACCACCAGCACCAGUACCUCCUCCCCACCCCCCCCACCCCCCAGCGCAGAACCAAAUCGCUCAGCAGGGCCUCGUCCUCCCUCCUCUCCUCCCACCUGGAGCUCAUCACCAGGGGCCCCGACGGACGCUUCGCGGCCCCCGGCGACGGCCAGUCGCUGUCCUCCGCCCUCGACGACGAGAAGAAGGGCCCCGGGCGGGGGGGCCGGCGCUCGUCCCGCUCCUCCGCCUUCCAGCGCUCGGCGUCCCUGCCCUCCCGGCGGGGCGGGGAGGCGGGGCGGCGGGCCCCGUGCGUCCUCUCCGUGGAGCUCCCUCCGGCGCCGCGCCGCGCCCCGGGCCCCGACGGCAGGCGCGGCGCGCGCUCCAUGACGGAGCAGCACCUGCUGGCCCUGCCGGGGCACAGCCUGUGGGACGGCGCGGACGGCGGCUCCGACUGGAGGGGCUCCCUGCGCAGCUCGGCCCGCAGCUCGGUCACCGCGGCGAGCGGGGCGGAGCCCGGCGUCCCCCCGUACCCGGGGGGGGUCGCGCCCCGCACCACGGCCAGCAGCCUGGUGCUGCAGAUGGAGCACGAGAGGGAGCGGGGGAACCUGAGCCGCUGCCUGCAGCUGGCCCACGAGAGGGAGGCGCUGCAGUGGGAGCUACGCAAGUACACGCUGGAGAGGGGGGACGGCGCCGAAGACGGCGGCGACGGUGUGGACGGAGGCCUCGAGGGGCGGGUCUUGCAGGAGAGGUACGUCGGCGGCGUUGGCGGCGGCGGCGGCGGCGGCGGCUACUUGCCCCGCCUCCACCGGGACAGCAGGGCGAGCUGGGAUCUCGCGUCGCCUGUCUACUCCAAUUGGGGGGCUCCCACUCCUCCCCCUCUCCCCCCCCGGCUCAGCCCCAUGUCGGCCUCGUCCCCGGGGCUGUACCCCUUCCAAAGGGCCCCGCGUGGGAGCUCCUUCCGGGGCUCCCACGCCCAGUUCCCCCUCGUCUCGCCCGCGAAGCAUCGGGACGCGGCGGCGGAGCGCCGGCCCACCGACAGACUCACCCUCCCGCACCUGUCGGCAGAGCGCCAGUGGCCCCCCGCAGGCGAGACAGGACCGGAGCGCCAUAGCUCCCUCCGAGUCCCGCGCGGCACGAGGCAACGCAACCACGCGUCCACCGAGGAGAAGAGGAGGAGGAACCUGUCCACGCCCUCGCCCGCCCGGGACGAUCAAUACGCGGAACACUUCGACGCCGCCGCCGCCGUCGGCAGCCUGCCACGACAUCCCAAAGCCCGCCCGGCCGUUCCCAAGCCGCCCCCGACGCGCGUGGAUGACACGUGCGUGGAGAUGAGCGUGGACGGGCCCGACCUGGAGGCGACGCCGGCCGGCCAGAGGAGCCGGGUCGAGCGCUCCGACGCGUCUUCGUCGCUCCGCCGGCCGCACAAGGGCGAGCGCGGCAGGGGCCCCGGGGGCACGACCCCCUUACCCGGGCACCGCUUUGAAAUGACCCCCGGCCGUCACCUGUGGAAGACCACGAGCCUGGGGGCCCCGGACGCGUACGACUACCCCCAGCGCAGCCUCAGCCUGGACCACCGCAGACGCCAGCGGGCCAGGUUCCUGACCCCGGACGACUGGGUGGACUCGCUCAGCCAGGAGAACUGCUCCACGCCGCGGGGCCCCCCAGCCCCGCAGACCCCCGGAGCCGACGCUCACGGCCCCCUGGGUCCCCACUGGCCGCCCGCCCAGCCGCCGGAGACCCCUUCCUCGCACGAGCGCUCCUCCUCCUCCUCCUCCGUCUUCUCCGCCCAGACCCCCAGCGGGGAGGCCCCCUCGCUGAGGAGGGGCCCGCCGGCCCGCAGCCCAGAACCCGCGCCGCCGGCCCAGCGGGACGAGCCCAAGAGAGAGUGGAGCAUCCUGUCCAUGGACGCGCUCCGAUGGCCCGCCAACAGUGAGUCCUGGGGGUCGGGGCCCCGGCCGGAGGCCUUGAAGGAACCCUCCGGAGGCUCACGGACCCUGAGCCGAGCCAGGGGCCCCACAGACAGAGGAGAGGACCCCGGCUUCCCCAGACCUCUGCACAGGGGACAGAGCUGGCCCACGGCGGACCGGGCCCCACCCCCUCUCUCCAACGGUGACGGGGCCAAACGAGACGAUGAGAAGGCCGACGGGCAGGCGGGGGGGCCCCCCGGCAGCGAGGUGGACGAUGUGAGGGGCUACGUGGUGGUCCAGGGGUCGGCGACCCGGGGCAGCUUCAGCAGCUACGCCAGCAGCGGGCGGGGGAGCAUGGAGACGGGGAACGGCCGGAUGUCGGUGUGCCUGUCGCCGACCCUCUCCAAGGCCCCCGACGAGGUGGAGGAGUACGCUGAGGACCUCGGCCCCGGCCUGGACGAGGCCCGGAGAAGUAGAAAAGCCUCGGUUGACGAGAGCUACGAGUGGGAUGAAGACACAUCGCAGCCCGAAACACGACAGUUUCAAGACCCGGGUGUGUCCGAGGAGGUGCUGAAAGGCGUGUCCCUGUCCCGCUGUAGCCUUGUGAGCGUGCAGGCGUGCUCCCUGGCAGACUGCAGUCAGGCUGCCUUGCUCCGGGGCUGCGGCACCAACCGACGCUCCCCUCAGGUAGAGAUGGAGACGGUGCUGUUCUGACUUCAACCCCAGCUCCCACCCUCCCUCUCUAUGACUCCGUGACUGUAUGAGUACACCACACCUUUACCCACCGGCUUAGAUGUGCACACCCAAGGGGACGUUAGAUGAUGAUGAUGUUGAUGAUGAGAUGAAUGUAUAUAUACUAUUAAGGGAGAUGAUGACUUUGAUUUGGAUGUUUGUAACCACCGUGGACCAAAAUACUGUAUACUGUAAUACUCUACUUUGUAUUAAGUGUAGAAGCCAUAAAUCAUUGAGGAGUCUUGGAUUUAGGAGGAAUGAUUGUUAUAUUGUGUUGGGCUGAUUUUGUUUUGCUGAUUUUGCAUUCCUUAACUACGGUGGACUAUAUAUAUAUAUAUAUAUAUAUAUAUAUAUAUAUAUAUAUAUA